This is a messenger RNA of Chrysochloris asiatica (Cape golden mole), 805 nucleotides long. It is a transcript of the gene NSMCE1, whose product is annotated as non-SMC element 1 homolog (S. cerevisiae). The transcript is spliced from 7 exons. Gene Ontology annotation, molecular function: ubiquitin-protein transferase activity. Gene Ontology annotation, cellular component: Smc5-Smc6 complex; nucleus. Lineage: Eukaryota; Metazoa; Chordata; Mammalia; Afrosoricida; Chrysochloridae. The coding region runs from base 5 to 805 and encodes 266 amino acids. The record is from RefSeq and is a predicted model, not a curated record. Gene Ontology annotation, biological process: DNA damage tolerance; double-strand break repair via homologous recombination.
ACAGAUGCAGUGCGGUCCAAGAAGAAUGAGCGUCAUGACUGAUGUCCACCGGCGAUUCCUCCAGUUGCUGAUGACUCACGGCGUGUUAGAGGAGCAGGACGUGAAGCGUCUGCAGAAACACUGCUACAAGGUUCAUGAUUGCAGUGCUCCUGUAGAGAAGUUGGAAGACUUUAUCAACAACAUUAACAGUGUCUUGGAAUCCUUGUACAUUGAGGUCAAGAAAGGAGUCACAGAAGAUGAUGGGAGACCCAUUUAUGCUCUGGUGAAUCUCGCAACAACUUCAGUUUCCAAAAUGGCUUCGGAUUUUGCAGAGAAUGAGCUGGACCUGUUUAGAAAGGCUCUGGAACUGAUUGUUGACUCUGAAUCUGGCUUUGCGUCUUCCACAAACAUUUUGAAUCUGGUUGAUCAACUUAAAGGCAAGAAGAUGAAAAAGAAGGAGGCUGAGCAAGUGCUGCAGAAGUUUGUGCAAAGCAAAUGGCUGACUGAGAAAGACGGGGAGUUCACCCUGCACAGCCGGGCCAUCCUGGAGAUGGAGCAGCACAUCUAUGAGACCUACCGUGACUCCGUGAAGACAUGCAGCAUCUGCCAUAGCCUCCUCAUCCAGGGUCAGAGCUGUGAAACCUGUGGGAUCCGAAUGCACUUACCUUGUGUGGCCAAGUACUUCCGGUCCAGUUCUGAACCCCGCUGCCCUCACUGUAGCGACUACUGGCCCCAUGAGAUACCAGAAGUCUUCAACCCUGACAAGGAGAGGGAGUCCAGCACCUCCAAACCCAACAAAACGUCCUCGCGAUCCAGGCAGCAUUAG